AGCUCGAAGUGAGACGGGUAGCGAGCUUUCUGAGGGAUCGACGAGUUAUGAGGUCAACCUAGAGAACGACUUUGUGAGCGAGAGCGUGCGAGAGAGGUCAUUCAUGGAACCCCUAGAAGGUGGACUGAAUCCGAAGCGCAAAAUGACGUCUGAUGAUUUCGACUCCCUUCGGUGCCUUGGCAAAGGAACCUAUGGCACAGUUGUGCUGGUGAAGCAGCGCUCAACAGGAAGGCUCUACGCCCAGAAACAGUUCAAGAAAGCAUCUCUGGUCGUCCACAAGAAGCUGGUUGAGCAAACCAAGACUGAGCGACAGAUUUUGGAAUCCGUGAACCGUCACCCCUUUGUCGUGAAGCUCUUUUAUGCCUUCCAGGACCAGGAGAAGCUGUAUCUUAUUCUUGAAUACGGCCAGGGAGGAGAGCUGUUCACUCAUCUCAAUACAGAGAAGAUGUUUUCCGAGUCAGUGGCAGCCUUUUACAUGGCAGAGAUGCUUCUGGCUAUUUCCCAUCUCCACCAAACUCUCGGUGUGAUAUACCGCGAUCUCAAGCCCGAAAAUUGCCUUCUUGAUGCAGAUGGGCAUCUUUUGUUGACUGACUUUGGACUGUCAAAGGUUGCAGUCGACCAAUCUGAAGACAGUUGCAAUUCCAUCUUGGGCACUGUUGAAUACAUGGCCCCCGAGGUGAUCCAGGGAAAGAAAUAUGGCAAAGCCGCGGAUUGGUGGUCAUUUGGGGCUCUCGCAUACGACUUGAUGACGGGUAACCCGCCCUUCCGGGGAGGAAACCAUGCCAAGAUCCAGGAGAACAUUAUCAAGCAGAAGCUCGUACUGCCUUAUUACCUCAGCAUGGAUGCCAAAGAUAUCCUCACUAGGCUCCUAAGGAAAGACCCGGGUAAACGAUUGGGUGCUGUGAUGCCCAAGGACUUGCAGACAUUGAAGAACCACAGAUUCUUCCGCAAGAUUGAUUGGAAGAAGCUGGCAGCACGAGAGGUGGAACCACCCAUCCAGCCUAUGAUCACAGACCCUGAACUGGCAGAGAAUUUUGCACCCGAGUUCACUGAACUUUCCCUGAGCCCUACAGUGACCUCGAGAGACUUUUGGCCCGGCAGCCCAACCAAGGAUGAUAUGUUUGGUGGAUUCAGCUUUGUGGCCUCGUCGAGCUUGCUCGAGAGCGGAGGCUAUCUGACAAGUCGUUCAUAGAUUAGAGACUGUGCUGUAGAAACACAGCAAUAGUGAGCAACGAGAACGGCAUUUGGACAGGCGUUCAUCGAUGGGACCUAUGUGGAAUCAGGAUAGAUAACGUUGUCUUCAUACAUACAUGUACACCGGCGGAGAAGUUUAGAAACGAGAGGCAGCUGGUUAUAGUUAGAGUUUAGACAGACUAAUAGAGCUUGUUGACAGCUAUUA
Molecule: messenger RNA, 1399 nt
Organism: Trichoderma atroviride IMI 206040
Lineage: Eukaryota; Fungi; Ascomycota; Sordariomycetes; Hypocreales; Hypocreaceae
Biological process (GO): protein phosphorylation
Molecular function (GO): ATP binding; protein serine/threonine kinase activity
Source: RefSeq, a predicted model, not a curated record